CACCCAAUAUAAAACCAAAGAAGAAGAAGAAGAAGAAGAAGUAAACAGUCCAGGCAUUAUUAGCGUUAGCUCAUCUCUCUGGCUGUAUUAAACUAGCUGGGAGACGAUGUUGUAGUCGUUGCGUGGAUGAAUAUUUGACUUAUAGUUAAGCAACAAUGUCUUCAGUUGAGUGUUUGAGAGAGUUUGUCAACGAGCGACUAAAUGCUGCUGCUGAAGAAAUAUUCGGAGUUUUUCAGAAAGCUGUCGUCGAGUACGAGGCAGAGAUCUACCGUCAGCGCAGACUGCUGGAUGUCGUUUGGAAACCCCAAAUAAAGUUACACACGAUAGAGCUCCCACAGCAACAUGUCUGUAAGGAGGAGGAGGUUCUCUUUGACCAGCAGCUCUGUGUUCAGGAGAGGAACUCCAGUCUGGACCAAGAGGACCCAGAGCCUCCACAGAUUAAAGAGGAGCAGGAGGAACUCUGCACCAGUCAGGAGGGAGAGCAGCUUGUACUGAAGCAGGAGACUGAUCCCUUUAUGUUGACUCCUACUGAUGAGGAAAGUGACCACCAGCUCCUCUCUCACAACUCUCAUGUAGCUGAGAGCCAAGAUCAGAAAGAAGACCAGCAUGGAGACUCAGGCUCAACUAAUGCAGAGCUAAAUCUACAGAAUCUACAUCACGAAAGCAUAAAUCACAGAAACAAUGUAGACAACCCUAACCUGUCAGAGAUGCACUGUGAUACUCACACAGGUAAACGGCCUUUAAAAUGUGACACAUGUGGAAAAGACUUUAAGUAUAAAUCAUCACUAGAGAGACAUCUGAGAAUCCACACAGGUGAGAAGCCGUUUGCAUGCAAUGCGUGUGGGAAAGCUUUCAGAAAUAAUAGUCACCUGAUAAGCCACAUGAGAAUCCACACAGGGGAGAAGCCAUAUUCUUGUAAAGCAUGUUGGAAAAGUUUCUGUCGAACAUCAGAAUUGAAAAAUCAUAUUAGAGUUCACACAGGUGAGAAAAAGCCGUAUUCCUGCAAGACAUGUGGGAAAAGAUUCUCUCAAAAAUCAGUUUUGAACACGCACAUGAGAAUCCACACAGGUGAAAUGCCAUAUUCUUGUAAAACAUGUGGAAAAUAUUUCCGAUAUGACAGUCACUUGACAGUCCACAUGAGAACCCACACAGGUGAGAAGCCGUUUACCUGCAAAACAUGUGGGAGAGCUUUCAGACUUAGUGGUAACUUGAAAGACCACAUGAGAACUCACACAGGUGAGAAGCCAUUUUCUUGCAACACCUGUGGUAAAGAUUUCAGAUCUAGUAGUAACUUGAUAAGCCACAUGAGAACGCACACAGGGGGAAAGCUGCAGCACUGCAGCACAGAGGUUCCAGAGAUUAAAGAGAAACAGGAGGAACGCUGCACAAGUCGGGAACAUUUGUAAAUGGAUUGUUCAUUAAUUGUGAAUGUUUUCAAAAUGCACUUGUAAUUCUUUACACUAAAAGAAAGGGAAACAUUUGGAGGUGUUGUUAUUUGCCAGUCCGGCCCAUCUAAAAUCAAAUUAGGCUGAAUGUGGCCCAUGAACUAAAAUUAGUUUGACAUCUAAUUCAAAGGUUGAUGGCUAAAAUUUGCCAGCAUUUAAACUUAAAACAAUAAAUAACAUCAACAGAAUAUGAAGAGGUAACAGUGUUGACGUUAUGUCAAAGACAUUGAUAUAUUGUGUAGCAGAGAUAUCUACUUAAAUUAGCAUGCUAACUGACUAGUGCUGGACCGUCCAGUCUAGAGGUGAUAGUGAGUGACUGUAGCUCCAGUCCUGCCCUCAGACCAGAGGGAGAAGAUGUACAGCUGCUUGACUCGGGCAGACUCAGGGCUUGUCAAUACUACAUCCAUGAUCCCUGCAUGUUUUGAUAGUUUGUUUUGAUUAAAUCGAAAGUGGCAGAAAUGAGAAAACGACUCGCACCUCCGCCUUGUCCUCAAUGGACAUUGGAGUGAUCAUUUAACCUUUACAACUUGCAUUAAAAUGUAUG
Molecule: messenger RNA, 1989 nt
Organism: Cottoperca gobio
Lineage: Eukaryota; Metazoa; Chordata; Actinopteri; Perciformes; Bovichtidae
Product: zinc finger protein OZF-like
Exons: 2
Coding region: 156-1406 (416 amino acids)
Source: RefSeq, a predicted model, not a curated record